Messenger RNA from Lottia gigantea (owl limpet), 610 nucleotides. RefSeq lists its product as hypothetical. Bases 82 to 468 code for a protein of 128 amino acids. Gene Ontology annotation, molecular function: actin monomer binding. Gene Ontology annotation, cellular component: cell cortex. The transcript is spliced from 5 exons. NCBI's taxonomy places the organism in Eukaryota, Metazoa, Mollusca, Gastropoda, Lottiidae. The record is from RefSeq and is a predicted model, not a curated record.
CUAUUAUCAUACUGUCAACAAACACAGAUGAGAUAUUUUUUUUUUUUUGUAAAUUUAUGGUAAUAAAAGGAUUCGGUGAAAAUGAAUCAACUACAGAAUUUAUUACAUGAUGCUUUGAUAUCAACUGAUAAUGUACAACAAUGUGCUAUUAUUAGAAGAAAAGAUUUAUCUAUUAGAGCUAGUUCUGUUGGUUUUCAUUUAUAUCCAGAUCAAGUACAACUAUUAUUAGAUUCAUUUAGAAAUCCACCACAAACUAGAGAAGAGGGAAUAUAUUUUGAUGAUAGACAAUACAAAUGUGUGAGAGCAGAUAAAAAUUCAAUUUAUGGAAAAUGUGAUGACCGAGGUUUAAUAUUAGUGAGAACUGUAACAUUAUUAAUUGUUGCUACCUAUACAGAGAGUAUGUAUCCUAGUGUCUGUGUUGAAGCUGUAGAAAAAUUAGCUGAUUACUUCAAAGAGAAAGGAAAAUGAUGAAACCAUGACAGUUUAAUGCAACACAAACUGUGAUAUUUGUUAAUGUAUUAUUUUUUUAAUUUCCUGUUACUAAUCAUUCUAUGCAUUUGUAUAUAUUGAAAAACAUUAUUUUGUACAAAAAAUAAUUAUUCUUCUGUUG